AUGUCUUCUAACGAUACAGGAUUCGAUGAAAAUGGCGAUGAUUACACUUCUCAGACUGAUCGUGUCUCCCGUCACAAGACGCACAGUUCUCGUGAAUCUGAACAUGAUAGGUCAAGCACUCGAGGCAGGGGAAAAGAUCAUGACCGCUAUCGCGGUGGGUAUAAAGAUGGAAGUGUGAGGGAUGAUAGAAGAAGAGAAAAUUUUGGUGAUUUUGACCGUCAUGAAAGGAGUAGCCGUGGUCGCAAUUUUCAUAGGCACCGUGAUUUUGAUGGUGAUAGAGAAAGAAGGAAGGGAAAUAGAUCAAGUUCUUAUUCUCAAGGUAGAUUUCGGAAUCGAUCCAGGUCACGGUCUCGUUCGCGUUCUCCUUCAAAAAGCAAGCGGAAAAGUGGUUUUGACAUGGCUCCAUCUGCAGUGGGCAUGCUUCCUGGUGCUGCCAUGACAGUGAAUGAUGCUGGGCAACUGCCAAGUGUUCCUCAAACAAUGCCAGGAGUGUUACAGAACACUUUACAAUUUGGAACACAACAGUUUGGAGUUCUUCCAUUAAUGCCUGCCCAGGCCAUGACCCAGCAGGCUACAAGGCAUGCACGGCGUGUAUAUGUUGGUGGUCUCCCUCCCUUGGCUAACGAACAGGGUGAUUUCCUUGCAACAUUGGAACAUUAUAUGGUUUCUUAUGUUUUGAAACAGACAAUCGCAACAUUCUUUAGCCAUGUUAUGUCUUCAAUCGGAGGAAAUGCUGCUGGUCCAGGUGAUGCUGUGGUGAAUGUAUACAUAAAUCAUGAGAAGAAAUUCGCAUUCGUGGAGAUGAGAACUGUUGAAGAAGCAAGCAAUGCAAUGGCAUUGGAUGGAAUCAUUUUCGAGGCAAACCAUUCUGAUUCCUUUUCCUUAUUUCUUUUUACAUAUGUUAGUGAAAGAGCAGGGGUUGCUGUGAGAGUUCGAAGGCCUACAGACUACAAUCCAUCGUUGGCUGCAACACUGGGUCCUAGUCAACCAAAUCCUCUUCUUAACUUAGCUGCUGUUGGUCUUGUACCAGGUACAAUUACUGGAGCAGAAGGGCCUGAUCGUGUCUUUGUGGGUGGAUUGCCUUAUUACUUUACUGAGUCACAGAUAAGAGAGUUGCUAGAGUCUUUCGGAUCUCUCCGUGGUUUUGACCUUGUGAAGGACAGAGACACUGGGAAUUCUAAAGGAUAUGGUUUCUGUGUCUAUCAGGGGCCAAAGUUGGCAAUGCGGCUGGUUGUUGCCUCUGCAUUGCAUCUGUUGUCUAAAGCUAUAAGCAAACGUGGCGGGCAGUCCAAGUCGGAACAGGAAAAUAUAUUGGCUCAGGCUCAGCAGCAUAUAGCUAUCCAGAAAAUGGCUCUGCAAGCUGGUGUCAUGAAUCUUCCUGGAGGAGGGACACCAUUGGCAGAAUCUGCACACACUCCAUCUAAAGUUUUAUGCUUAACUGAGGCAAUUACCAUGGAAGUACUAGCAGAUGAUGAAGAGUAUGAAGAAAUAUUAGAAGAUAUGCGGGAUGAAUGUUGUAAAUUUGGAACCUUGAUCAAUGUUGUUAUUCCUCGCCCUAGUCAUAUUGAGGAGCAAACGGCUGGAGCUGGAAAGGUGUUCCUAGAGUAUUCUGAUACCACUAGUUGUGCAAACGCAAGAAAUGCACUGAAUGGGAGGAAAUUUGGAGGAAAUACUGUGAAUGCGUCUUAUUAUCCAGAAGACAAGUAUUACAAUGGGGAUUAUGGUGCAUGA
Molecule: messenger RNA, 1731 nt
Organism: Dovyalis caffra
Lineage: Eukaryota; Viridiplantae; Streptophyta; Magnoliopsida; Malpighiales; Salicaceae
Source: the annotation of a GenBank genome assembly